AUGGCAGUUCUUGCAGGUAUCGUGGCUCUACUUGUUGCCACUCCGGCAUUCGCUAUAGAUGCAGCUGUUACUAGCUUAUAUGGCGGUGAAGCAAUCGCAUGCUCGAAGUUGAAGUUUCGAUACCCUCAGUACACAUUUUUCCCCGGCACAUCAGGCUACGCAUACGAAACACGAACAUCUUACUGGUCGGCGACAACCUUCAGCUCACCAGCGUGUGUCUUUGUCCCACAAGACGUUCAGCAGGUUUCCUAUGCGGUCACCACAAUAACUCUCACCCUGUCCAAAUUUGCCGUCCGGGGUGGCGGUCACAUGCCGAUUCCUGGAUAUAAUGGAAUCGACGGUUCCGGCAUACUUCUGUCGUCUUCGAACCUUACUGCGUUGUCCCUCUCCCCAGAUAAAUCCACCGUAUCUGUUGGCCCAGGAAAUCGUUGGAGAGACGUUUAUGGCUAUCUUAAGCCAUCGGACCUCGCAGCUGUUGGAGGCCGCGUGGGUCAUGUGGGUGUCCCUGGCUUGCUGCUUGGUGGAGGUAUAUCGUUCUACUCCUCCCAGUACGGCUUCGCGUCUGACAAUGUUGUCAAGUACCAGUGUGUCUUGUCCAGCGGUCUCGUUGUGGAGGCAACGGCGACUAAUGCCUACUCCGAUCUCUUUUGGGCUCUGAGAGGCGGUGGAAACUCAUUUUGCAUCGUUACCCGAUUCGACCUGAAGACAGUACCAUCUAGCAAAGUCUGGAUUGGUAUCGCGCAAUUCGGCCAGUCGCAAGCAGCAGGCCAUCUGGAUGGGGUUUAUAACUUCGGAAAAUACGGCGCCCCUUCGGAUCCAAAAGCCGCCAUUAUUCCCACUGUUCUAACCUUCCCUGCCUCGAACCUUACAAUCUACGUAGCAGCGAAGUUUUACGACUCCCAGACAGACAGUCCAAACGCCUUCGAGAACUUUACUGCCCCAAAACUCACACCCGUAGCUGAAUCUUACUCGUUACAGCCGUUGUCAGAUUAUGUCGCUUCGACAGAUGCCUUGCAGCCUCUUGGUCUACGUCAAGAAUUCCGCACCCUAUCGUCUAUAGUGCACCGAGACGCCGUUCAAAUCAUCCACGAUACCUUCCUCUCCGGCGUAAACUUGAAGCUAUCAACCGUCAAAAAUCUUCAAGCUUCCUUCACCUUCCAGCCAGUGACCAAGGACUUUCUCUCUCACAGCGCCAAAACUGGAGGCAAUCCGCAAGGCAUCGACAUAACCAAGGCGCCGUAUUUUUGGAUAGUAGAGAACUGGACAUGGACUGAAGCUAGUGAUGAUACACUCGUGCGCACCGCUGCCGAUCAAAUCACCGCAGACAUCAAUCAAUUGCUUCAGGCGCGUUCUUUUAACGCUCAGUACCUAUACAUGAAUGAUGCAGGGAAGGGCCAGCCAGUCUUCCAGAGUUAUCCUGCUGCCAACCUGAGGAAGUUGAAGGCAAUCCGUACCAAGUACGAUCCUUUCAAGAUCUACACGAACUUGCUGCCUGGAGGAUGGAAAGUGGACAAUGCAUAA
Messenger RNA from Cucurbitaria berberidis CBS 394.84, 1521 nucleotides. Its product is annotated as FAD-binding domain-containing protein. Gene Ontology annotation, molecular function: FAD binding. The transcript has 3 exons. Bases 1 to 1521 code for a protein of 506 amino acids. The record is from RefSeq and is a predicted model, not a curated record. Lineage: Eukaryota; Fungi; Ascomycota; Dothideomycetes; Pleosporales; Cucurbitariaceae.